Messenger RNA from Micropterus salmoides (largemouth bass), 3849 nucleotides. Its product is annotated as G-protein coupled receptor family C group 6 member A-like. The transcript has 6 exons. Gene Ontology annotation, cellular component: membrane. Gene Ontology annotation, biological process: G protein-coupled receptor signaling pathway. NCBI's taxonomy places the organism in Eukaryota, Metazoa, Chordata, Actinopteri, Centrarchiformes, Centrarchidae. The record is from RefSeq and is a predicted model, not a curated record. Bases 3 to 2822 code for a protein of 939 amino acids. Gene Ontology annotation, molecular function: G protein-coupled receptor activity.
UGAUGCAGAAGCAUCGUCUGCUGUGCAGCCUCCUCUUGGCCCUGGUAAUGCUGAGCGGCAUCCCGGCUCAUGUGGGAGCUCGUGACCCUACUGAGUGCAUUUGUGGGGCCCAAGCUCCCGGGGACGUUGUGAUAGGUAUAAUGUUGCCAUGUCAUCAAAAAGUGCAGGCUCUUCGUGAACGGAUUAGACCUGACAGCUUCCACUGCUCAGAUUUUGAUCUGGCAUCCUUUUUGAAAUCCUUGUCUGCAAUCCACGAAAUUGAGGAGAUAAAUAGAGCUGGCUUCCUCCCGGGAGUGCGUCUUGGAUAUUUGAUGUGUGACACAUGCUCAUAUGCAAGCAAAGCUUUGCAGAAUGUGGGGCAUAUGCUCGCAGUCAACAGUUCUCUCGAAAUGCAGUGCGACUAUACUGACUUCAGGCCCAGAGUCAAGAUUAUUUUAGGAGCAUUGUACUCGGAGGUGUCCAUCGCUGUGGCCAGACUGCUGAAUGUGUACAUGGUUCCUCUACUGAGCAGCACCUCAUCUUCACCAGAACUGAGUGAUAAGCUUCGUUACCCAGUUUUUCUACGCACUGUUCCCAGCGAUAAGCACCAGACCAAAGCAGUCGCCACACUGAUGAAUCACUAUGGCUGGGACUGGGUCGGGGUGGUGUAUGGGGAUGACGAAUAUGGAAGAGCAGCUUUCCAGAGCUUCCUCAUAGAUGCUGAGACAAAUAGUGUGUGCUUGGCCUAUCAGGAGGUGUUGCCUAAUUACCUUGAUAAUUCAUACAGCGUGCAACGUAUCCAGCAGGUCGCUGAGCAGAUCCGCUCCUCCAGUGCCCAGGUGGUACUGCUUAUCCUCAAGACACAGCUGGUCGAAGAUCUCUUUAAGGAGAUGAUCAGGACCAACACAUCAAGGACCUGGAUUGCCAGUGAUGGCUGGUCCAGGAGCUUGUCCCUUGCCAAAAUGGAUGGCAUAAACAAGGUUGGGGACAUCUUGGGCUUUAGCUUUGUUGCAGGCAAGGAUAUAUCAUUUGAUACUUAUCUCAAGAAUCUUACUGCAACCCCAGGAGGAUACAACAACUUCAUUGAAGAAUACAAGAACCUGAGAUUCAACUGCACCCCAGAAUGUUACUCCAGCAAGCCCCCUUCCUAUUGUCCCUCAACUGAACUCCUGAAAAUCAAAUCUCCCAACGCAUGCAAGUUCCAGGAUCCCCAAGAACAAAAUGAUGACUACCUUGUGAGCGCUCUGGAUACCAGUGAAGUCUUCUUAAGCAGAGUAGCCGUGUGGGCCGUAGCAAAUGCUCUCAAAAAGCUACUAAACUGCAGCAGUUCCACAUGCUUGGGAGAAAUUAACUUCCCACCAUAUAAGCUUCUUGAGGAACUGAGGAAGGUGAAGUUCGACCUUGACAACCAGACUUUUUACUUUGACGAAAAUGGUGAUUUUGUAAAUGGUUAUGAUCUAAUCAUAUGGAAAAAGGAUGAACUCUGCAGACGAUUUGAAAGGAUUGGGAAAUACGAUGUCCUGACGAAACAAAUAGAACUCUAUCAGGAAAAUUUCACCUGGCUUUCAACAGCCAAUACCACGUCCCCUCAGUCUAGAUGCUCAGAGCACUGCAACCCUGGCUGGGUAAAGAAGAUCUUGAACGUGUCCUGCUGUUACAACUGCACCCAAUGUGUGGAGGGGACCUAUUCAGAUGCCCAGGAUCUUCAUAACUGCAAAGAGUGUCCCAAUGGAACCUGGUCUCUCAAGGGUUGGAAUCAUUGCGAGCCAAGAUUGGAGUCCUACCUGCGAUGGAAUGAUCCUCAUCCCAUCACCAUGAUGGCAGCUGCAGCCUUUGGCAUUCUGCUCUUGUUGGUUACCUUCAUUAUCUUUUUGGUGUACAGAGAUUCCCCACCUAUGAAAAGAGCGGAGGUGAGAUUGUCCUGUGUGAUGAUGGCUGGUCUGGCAGUGAGCUUCGCAAGUGUGAUAUGCUUCAUGGGCAAGCCCAUUGUGCACCUCUGCCGGGCCCGCCAGGUAAUGUACGGGAUGGGCUUCACCCUGUGUGUGUCCUGCAAUCUGGUAAAAGCCUAUCGUACCUUCCUGGCUUUCCUUCCCUUUGGUCAAAUGACAAACAGGCGACUACACGCACUGUACAAGCCACCUGUAAUUGUCAUCAUCAUAACUGCUGUCCAGGGACUCAUCUGUCUUCUGUGGCUGAUUUUUGACUCUCCUUACAUUGAUGACGCACCUCAAUCUCCACAAAGCAUGAAGAGAAUAAUCCAGUGUCGUGAAGGUGCCACAUACAUAGGUUUUGGCAUUAUGUUGAGCUACAUAGCUCUGCUAGCAUUGGUUGGCUUCCUCUUGGCCUUCAAAGGCAGGACAGUUCCUCAGGAGUUCAGUGAAACUGGCUACAUCAUUUUUAGCAUGCUGAUGUACUUGUUUGUGUGGGUGUGUUUUGUUCCAGUCUAUAUCACCAACAAUGAAAACAGUACUCCUGUGCAGGCUUCAGCCAUUCUAGUAUCCAGCUAUGGCAUCAUAUUUUGUCAUUUCUUACCCAAGUGUUACGAAGCACUACGGGGGUCAAAGACCGAUACACUGGAGAUGAUUCUGAGGAGAUGGCGAGCCUUCUCUAGUCCAAAUCGUGAGUCAGACCCUGAGAUAGAUAUAGAUAUCCCCAGAACGAACACACCCUCACAAAUGAUUAUCAGGUCUUCCAUGUCAAGUACGUUUACUAAAUUAAAGAGAUCAGGAGCACUGAGUGAGGACAGUCCUACUGAUUUGUCCAAUGAAAAGAUUUGUGCGUAUCCUCGGGCUAACGGGCUAGGAACAAAAGUGACACGGAGACGUAGGAGUAUGUCCUUCUAAAACUGGUUUCCAGGAGCAUUUGACGUGUACUGUACUGAUAUUUUAUUAUACCCUUAUCCCCGUUAAAAGCCAUCUUUUGUAUUUUUAUAUUGUAUUAUUGUAUUUUAAGUUCAAAUGUGUUUAUGCUGAAAACAGAGUUUUAUUCUCCAACAAACAGAGGACUAAAGAUGACUAAUUUGUAUUACAUGCAACUACAAGUGGUAUUACCGUAAAACUUCAACUUUGAAGCGCUCGUUAAGUCCGAAUGUGUCCGUUCCUUGAUUAUUUAUAUUCCUUUAGUCUGUAAGGGUCCAACCAUCAGUUAUGAAUCCAUCAGUCAUGUGAAGUCCAUCGCUCUCUUUCUGCUAACUUCUCUCAUCCUGCACCUUGUUGUUGUCGUAAUGUUACUUCAAAAUUGGGGCUAGAUCAAAUGAAUGACAUUAUUUGAUCAUUUUUACAUAAGUAUUAUUCUGUUAAAAUAAUAAAUAAACUGUUUCAUAGUAGUUUCAGUUUUGUGCAAAAAGAAUUAAAGGCCUGUCCCAUAUGGACGCCUGUCCCAAAUAAAGGCAGGGUCAAUUCAGUGAUUUUAGCAAAUAAAAGCCCGGGCUAUUAUUCAAAGUUUUACUGUAAAACAAAAAUGCUUUUUAUUGACUUGUUAUUGUGCGCCAUUUUGUGUGCAUUAUAACUGCAGCUUAACUCAGCCUUCUUUGUUUCAAGGUGAUGUGAAGAUGCACAGAAGAAGGUAAAAACUGUUCACUGUGUGAAUGGUCCACAUCACACAAUUAAAGACUAAGCGGGUCUUGCACUAAAACAAUGCAAGGGGCUGUAAUAGUGUUGGACUAUUGCUUCAGGUACUAAAAGCUUAAAGAUGGACUUGUCUUCAUCUCCAUCUUUAAACUUCAUUUACAUUCAGUAUUUCUCACCAAAAUACAUCUUUGAGCUGAACAUGAUGAUACGUUUACAUCCUCUUAAAAGAAAAGCUGAUUUAACUUAAAUGUUUGAAUCCUGUGCAGUUCUUGUAUCCACCAAUAAAACAUUGUUUAUGCUA